This is a messenger RNA of Saprolegnia parasitica CBS 223.65, 822 nucleotides long. RefSeq lists its product as hypothetical. Gene Ontology annotation, cellular component: cytoplasm; nucleus. Gene Ontology annotation, molecular function: protein binding. The transcript is spliced from 2 exons. Bases 1 to 822 code for a protein of 273 amino acids. Lineage: Eukaryota; Oomycota; Saprolegniomycetes; Saprolegniales; Saprolegniaceae. The record is from RefSeq and is a predicted model, not a curated record.
AUGGCCGACGCCUUCAACGCCAUUGAGACUGCGGUCUUGGAGCGUCGUCAUGACGCCAUCGCCAAGCUCGUUUCGUCGAUCGACGUCGACGAGUACUCGUACCGCGUGCCCGGCAAGACGCUCUUGCACCUUGCUGUCGCCAUCAAUGACGCCGUAUCAACCUCGCUGUUCCUCCGCCAUGGCGCCCGCGUCCACUGCCUCGACAACGACGACGCGACGCCGCUCCAUUUGGCGCCAUCAGGCGAGAUUGCACUGUUGCUGUUGGUGCACGGCGCCUCGGUUCAUAGCAAGCGGCUUGACGGCGCAACGCCUCUGCACCGAACAACGGCAGGUAACACGCCGCUGCACUUCACAUCUUCACCCGAGACGGCAGCGACAUUGCUGUCGCACGGAGCACUGGUCGACGCUGUCAACGUCCACGGACACACGCCUUUGCACCUCGCGUCGAGCUUUGGACGCUGGAGUGUCCUCCUCGUCCUGCUCGAGCACGGCGCCAGCACAGACCUCAAGGACAACGAAGGACGCACGGGUGCAAUGAUUGCUGCGUGCGUCGCCGCGACCUUCCAGCAGGCAGCGGCCCAAGCAGCAGCCGACGAUCCGCUGGCUAAAGACAUGAUCCGGACUGUCGCGACCCUGUCCUAUUGGGAGAAGAAGCGCCACGAAGGUCGCAGCGCCCAUCACAUUCUCUGCGACUUGGCGUGGCAAUGCUUGCGCCCCGUUUGCAAGGACCCUCGCGCUGCUUUCCAGCGCACCAAGCUCCCCACCGACGUCCUCGAUGUCAUUGUCGCGCAGUACGUGGGCCCGUGGGCGAUCCACGUUUAA